AUGGCAACAGCAGAGGAUACAGAGAGCCUGAAACAGGAGAACUUUGCCAGGCUCCUACGAAUAGAUGAGUUGGAGGAGAAAACUGAACGAGUGGAGUGGGAGCUAGAGGUGGCCCAAAUUCAAAAGGAGCAAGCUGAGGCAAAGGCUGGUGGGUUAGAACACCAGGCCCAGGCAGGGAAAAGGGAAGGAGGCUCAAAAGAAAUCGGGCGCGUGAUAGUGGUGGAAGCAGAGAGAACUCGCGCACUAGAGCAGCUUAUUGCAAAUGGAGCCCAAAAGAGCCAGGAGAGGGAAGAGAAGCUACAGAAGAUGCAGAGGGAGAUGGCAGCUUGGAAAGAGAAGCCUACUACAACCUGCACAACCCAGACAAGGGAACAGAAAGAGAUAUUACAGAAGUUGGAGGUCGCCAAAAGCAUGAUAGAGGUCCUUCAGAAAGAAGUCCGCAGCCAGGCGGAUCAUAUACAGGAACUGCAGGAUGAGUUGGAUGAGUGGCAGCAGAAGUGCUUUCAUGCAAAACACCAAGCACAGGAGCUGUGGGACGAGCUGCUUAAAAGCCAUGCCCAAGCAAAAGAAACGGGCAAGGCUUUUGCACAGGAGAUGGAGAAAAUAAAAGCUAACCUGGCAAAUUACGAGAACCUGUACAAUCGAAGCUUGUCCCUUGAAAGUGAGGUGGAGGCUGGGACAAAAGAGACUGAGAGAUUACGGUCCCAGCUGCAGAGGGUGGAGGCAGAAAGAGACCACAUGGGAGAAUAG
Molecule: messenger RNA, 750 nt
Organism: Alligator sinensis (Chinese alligator)
Lineage: Eukaryota; Metazoa; Chordata; Crocodylia; Alligatoridae
Product: tropomyosin alpha-3 chain-like
Exons: 1
Coding region: 1-750 (249 amino acids)
Source: RefSeq, a predicted model, not a curated record